CAGAACCGAGAGGCACAGUUUGGUAUGAUACCAUGGAAGGGCAGCACAACCACCCUCAUCAUCUCGGGGACCAGAACAACCCUCUGUGCAAGCUGCCAGGCCAGGAAUUCCAGCAUGACCCUCAGAGACAUUUAACGUCGUACCCGUAUCGCUGCACCUUGGCAGAUUUUCAGAUUGAGAAAAAGAUUGGACGAGGCCAAUUCAGCGAAGUUUACAAAGCAACUUGUCUGCUGGACAGGAAACCUGUGGCACUGAAGAAAGUGCAGAUUUUUGAAAUGAUGGAUGCCAAGGCAAGGCAAGACUGCAUUAAAGAAAUUGACCUCUUGAAGCAACUGAACCACCCCAAUAUAAUCAAAUAUUUGGACUCUUUUAUUGAAGACAAUGAGCUCAACAUUGUCCUGGAGCUGGCAGAUGCUGGGGAUCUCUCUCAGAUGAUUAAGUAUUUUAAAAAGCAGAAACGGUUAAUCCCGGAAAGGACGGUGUGGAAAUAUUUUGUGCAGUUAUGCAGUGCAGUGGAACACAUGCACUCCCGCAGGGUGAUGCACAGAGACAUAAAACCAGCCAACGUGUUUAUAACAGCCACAGGGGUGGUGAAGCUGGGAGAUCUUGGAUUAGGCCGUUUUUUCAGUUCUAAAACCACUGCAGCACAUUCCUUAGUGGGAACUCCCUACUACAUGUCCCCAGAGCGAAUACACGAGAAUGGCUAUAACUUUAAGUCUGAUAUCUGGUCUUUGGGCUGUUUAUUGUAUGAGAUGGCAGCUCUGCAAAGUCCCUUCUAUGGAGAUAAAAUGAACCUGUUUUCUCUUUGCCAAAAAAUAGAGCAAUGUGACUACCCACCUCUUCCAGCUGAACAUUAUUCUGAAAAGCUGCGGGAGCUGGUCAGCAUGUGCAUAUACCCCGACCCCGACCAGAGGCCUGACAUCGGUUACGUGCACCAAAUAGCCAAACAAAUGCACGUGUGGACCUCGAGCACAUGAGCGUGGCCACCAGCACAGCUCAGUCUUACUUGAAUCCUUUUCUCAGCUGAAAGCGGCUGGUGCCAGCUCACACGGGGGAGGCUGAGCACUCGCAGCAGAGGCUCCAGCAUUUGCAGGUUAUUUGACAAGGACUCUUACAGGUGGUCGUGCUUUAACGUGAAGAUUCUGUGAGGUAUUGCAAGUGAUUUUUWUUUUUUUUUUYAUUUUUAAGGCCAAUAAUGUUAYGGAUGUAGAUCAUUUAAGGGUCCUUUCUUAAAACUGUUGUGUGUAAUCUAGGAUAGCCGCUAUUACUGAGGGCUCGGCCUUUGCCAGGCCUUCUAUCUUAACUGUAAUGUGAAAUAUUAAAAUAAUUCCUUCAGUGAAAUCACUUUAUACUAAUGUAAGAAUUACCGUAGAUUUUGUGUAAUUUGUAUAACUGCUACUUUGCCUCUUCCGCAAAUGGUUAAUAGCAAAUUCAGUUUUUACUUGGUAUAUUUUAAAGCAGCCAUUUAUGUUUUUAUUAAUUCCCUCCUCUUCAGACUUAGGAACUGGGAAGGGUUGUGGGGUGGGAAACACUUUAGUUUUGUGAUUUCUUUUUUUUUAAUUGAAAACUUGGAGCAUUUUGCUGAUGCAUCUCUCUGUCAGAGAUGAGUUAAACAUGAGCCUGGGGAAGAGAAGACAAACAUGCCAAGCAAACCCAAACCAGCCUUGCUCCUGCAGAGAAUCACUCCUUACCCUCAUUUUUCCCUUUUGGAAUGGUUCUUCUUCACCUCCAGGUUCUUGUUUAAAACCAGUGUUUAUCAAAGCCAACUCAGUUUUGGUGCAGAGACUUUUACACGUUCAAUAGUACGUCGCGUACUAUCAGUGGAACUUCARCAGUGUUUAAACACUUGGAAAUUUUUUUUUU
Messenger RNA from Malurus melanocephalus (red-backed fairy wren), 1863 nucleotides. It is a transcript of the gene NEK6, whose product is annotated as NIMA related kinase 6. The coding region runs from base 33 to 977 and encodes 314 amino acids. The transcript is spliced from 9 exons. The record is from RefSeq and is a predicted model, not a curated record. Gene Ontology annotation, biological process: protein phosphorylation. Gene Ontology annotation, molecular function: protein kinase activity; ATP binding. NCBI's taxonomy places the organism in Eukaryota, Metazoa, Chordata, Aves, Passeriformes, Maluridae.